Molecule: messenger RNA, 1200 nt
Organism: Oikopleura dioica
Lineage: Eukaryota; Metazoa; Chordata; Appendicularia; Copelata; Oikopleuridae
Source: the annotation of a GenBank genome assembly
AUGUUUCGAAAGCGAAAAGCAAAAGACGCCACAAAACUGAGAGGGACAGACAAGCCGAUCAAAGAGCAGAGUUUCGUGAAGAGGAUUCAAAUGGAAGUUCCCGCCGACGAGCCGCGAUUGACCAAGGAAGAAAUGGACAGACGCAAAAAUCGGGACCCGUAUCCACAAGAUCUGGAUCAUUUGGAACUAUCGCUGCAGGAUGCCUACGACGACAAUCGCUACAAUGAAAGACUGGCGGCGGUGAAGCAUGAUCGAAAAGACCCGGAUGCGGAAGAUGAUCUGAUACCCGACUGCAGGGUCAGAUACUUGUUUAGUUGGGUGGAGCGAAGAGACGAGGAGGAAUACUGCAUUAUUGAGCCGAAAACGAAACAGAUCAUUGAAAAAGCGGAAGAAAUAAUGAAGAAUGAACCGCAAGAAGAUCCCGAUGUUCCUGUUCUUUUCACGCCAUCAGCGAAUGGUGGUAAAGGAAGAGCCAAGCCCUAUCGGAAGACACAAAUGAUCGAAGACAAAAACGGCGUGAAUCUUCCCCUCGUCAUGAUCCAAGCACCAAACAUCGAACGCUACGAUAGCGGGCUCUACAACUACAGGCAUAAGCGAAUGGACCUGCUACCGAGCGAGUACACCUUGGCUGUAUUUUUGUCGCUUCACUGCGAAACUAACAAUGACAAAACACGAAUGCUGACGCUGAAUAGGGAAUUCGAGGAAGACUACAACAACUACAGUAGCAUCCACGCGGUCAUGGCGAGAAAUAAACAUCUUUACGAUUGCUUGUACAAAACCAGCAACAUUGGCGUGAAAAGACACAGUUUCAAGAACGGCGAUUUAACUAUUGGCGAAAUCAAGAUGAAAAACUGGAUCGGAAAAGUCCUUGGCGAUGACAACACAAUCCGCCAGCACCAAGAACAGUGCAAAAUCCUUCGAGAAAGUCUGAAAAGAAGAGAGCCGGAAAACAACUAUCGUAUUCUUGUUGGAAACCGCGAUUUACUCGGAGCGUCGCAAAAUCUGAACUGCCAGGAAACUUGGGAAAACGGCGGAAUCGCCGGUGAAAUGGGCCCUGGUCGCUUCAAAGAAACUGUCAAUCUCGCUCCGGAGUUUGAAAAGCUCUUCCAUGGCUACAGAGAGAGAGAACGCGAAUUUCUCCGGAUGCGAACGACGAAAUAUGUUGAGCCUGGAAAGAGCCAACUUGGCGGUCUUCUCUGA